ACCGGAAGUUAUCGUUCGAAGCAGAAGAUUUUUUUAAUUUACACAAUGUUUAGUGUUUAAUCUGAUCCUUUUGGAAGAAUUUGCAUUUAUUGCGUAUAAAGACAAGCAUGCCACAAAAUGAUUUAGUGAUCCUCCACUUUAAUGAUGUGUAUAACCUUGAGCCCCAGAAAGAGGAGCCUGUGGGUGGGGCGGCCCGCUUUGUCAGCUGUGUCAAGUCCUACCAGUCCCUUAACCCCCUGGUGCUCUUCAGUGGAGAUGUACUUAAUCCAUCUUUAUUAAGUUUAUUCCUUAAGGGUGAACAGAUGAUACCUAUCCUUAAUGCUGUUGGAACACAUGCUGCAGUCUAUGGAAAUCAUGAUUUUGAUUUUGGAGUGGAUCAUCUGUGUGAAGUAGUUCAGAAAACCAGUUUUCCUUGGUUACUAAGUAAUGUGAUAGACAACUUGACCAAUAAACCUUUAGCUGAUGGACAGGAAUCGUGUAUCGUAGAGUGGAGUGGGUACAAGGUAGGCAUAAUGGGGCUUGUGGAAGAAGAAUGGAUAGAAACCCUCGCGACCCUUGACCCAGAGGAUGUCACCUACCUGGAUUUUGUGUCCAAGGGCAAUGAACUGUGUCAAAGUUUAAAGGAAAAGGGGGCUGACUUAAUCAUUGCUUUGACUCACAUGCGCUGGCCAAAUGACCGGCUACUAGCGGAGAGAGUCCCAGGAAUAGACAUUAUCCUGGCCGGCCAUGACCAUGAUUAUGGCCUUGAGAUUGUCAACGAUACCAAUAUUGUCAAAAGUGGAACAGAUUUCCGCAAUCUUAGUAAGAUUACCAUUAAAAGAAAAGAAGCCCAGCUGCAUGUGGAUAUUGAGAAAGUGGAUGUCACCUCAGAAUUUGAUGAGGAUCCAGAGACUGUGGAGAUUGUCAAACAUUGGCAGGGCGAUAUUGAUAGUAAAAUGGAUGAAGUAUUGGGCUAUAUGAACACAGAACUAGAAGGAAGGUUUUCAAAGAUAAGGUCGCAGGAAACAAAUUUAGGGAACUUUAUAACAGAUAUUAUGCUUGAGAUAUCCCAGGCAGAUUGUGCCCUGUUAAAUUCUGGAACAUUCCGAUCUGAUAGAGUCCAUCCAAAGGGCUGGUUCAAACUCCGAGAUCUUCUUACCAUACUUCCAUUGGUGGAUGAGCUUGUUGUCAUUGAAGUCACAGGUCAGCAGCUGCUUCAGGCUUUGGAGAAUGGUGUAUCAGCAUAUCCUAAACUGGAAGGUCGAUUCCCUCAGGUGGCUGGCAUUGAGUUUGGGUUUGACCCCAGCAAACCUAAAGGCCACAGAGUGGACACAAGUCUUGUCAGAGUUCAAGGGAAGGAUUUGAAUCCUGAAAAAAAAUACAAACUUUGUACAAAGGAAUACCUCUCAGAGGGCAAAGAUGGCUAUGAUGUGUUCAAGAACUGUCCUGUAAAGGAGACAGCAGAGCAGUGCUGCACACUCAGUACCGGAGUGAGGAACCAUUUUGAGUCCAUUCAGAUCAUGAAGGGUUACAAGAAGUGCAAAUCUGGCCAUAGGCAAAGCUUAGUGUCUCUUGUCAGGAAGAGAAAGCUGGUGCAGAAGUUCAUUUCUAACCUCAGGAAGCAGAGCAUCGCUCACCGACUGGACAAGGCGGCCAGCUCCUCAGCCAAACUUCAGCGUCGCGUCUCUCGACAGGAGAGCAUUCAUGACCAAGAGGAGGCUCAGUGUCAUCUGUCCCCCCGCCUGGAGGGACGCAUUUACUUGUUGAACGACCAGGUCAUGUACAUUAUUCAAAAUAUAGAUAAGAACAGAAAAAAUGAUUGAAAAGAAACACGGUUUAGAACCGUGUCAAGAAGUCGAUCUUGAGGAGGAGAAUGAUGUGCUGUUAAACAACCUAUCUUUGGAUACACUUUAAGAAUAUUAUUACACAUGUUAUACAAUACAGCUUUCAGUGACUUUAGUAUUGAGAAAUACAUAUUUAUUUGCUGCCACUAGUGCUUUUACAAAUAUUAGUGUAUCGGUAUAUAUAUUGUUUAUUUCUAUUUAUUUACCUGGUAGAAUUGUUGAGGAAAAGAAAUGUACCCUACUUCUUAUCUUGCAUCUUGUCAGAAGAAUUAGAAAUGCAUGUUUUAUUUAGAAAGGCAUUUGAAAAGGGCAUUGUUGCCAUAUAUUAUACAAUACUAAUAUUUUGUUUUUGUAUUACAUGUAUUGUACAUAAGAUUUAAGUCGGGUAUAAUGUCUGUAUGAGUGAAGAAUUGUUUUAAAUUAUUUUUUCUCGACUUUUGACGUUAAAAAAAUUGAAUUAUUAUCUUUGUUUCUUUCUGUAUCUUUAACAACCAAAUUAUUUUCUUGACAUAUAUUUGCUUCAUUAAUAUAUAUAAUACUACAUGCAACACAUGAUGUACUCUUGAUUCUGUGUUAAGGCUGCAGGUAUUUUCAGUUAAUCUAACAAUAUGAUAAUUUUUUGGUAGGAUGUUAGUUUGAUAAAGUAGAUCUUUUGAUUACUCUAAAACUUUGCAUUAAUAUAAUUCUAUUUAUAAUAGCAAAAUUGAUACUAUGUAAAUUAUAGUCUAAUGUUUGGGAAAGUGAUGUAAUUUCAGGGCUGAACCUAUAUAGAUACAUGUAAUCUGAAACAAUAUAAGAUUUAUUACACAUGUAGCAUUGAUUUGUGGUUACAAAUUUUAGUGAUGGCAAGGUAUUCAUAAACCUAACGUAGUUUUCUUGCAAGUAUAUUUAAUAAGUUGGUGAUCAGUAGUAUUUCAUGAUAUUACUUGCAUAUUAGAUAAUUUAUAAGAAGAUAAAGCAUUUUUCUAUUUUUUUUUUUAAUUUGUAAGCAGUUACAAGUCCACCCCGUAUAAUGUGUUCUUUCUCUGAAGAGAAUAUUUUGUCACUACCUCAAACAAUAAGUAUUUUACAUUUUUUUUAAACCGGGUUUUCCAAACAAACAAAAAUCCGGUUAUUGAAAUAGUGAAAAUGGCGGGCGGGCAGGUGGAUGGGCGGCUGCCAAAAAGGUACGAUUAAUGUACGGAUAAUUCCUCCCACAGUUUCAAGAUAGACAGCUGUUCUUUUGCAAAUGAAUUGUACCUAUAUCAGAGGUGUGCAUAUUGCGAGAAUUUUGAUUUCUGAUUUAAAUAUUUAU
This is a messenger RNA of Magallana angulata, 3117 nucleotides long. RefSeq names its product trifunctional nucleotide phosphoesterase protein YfkN-like. The record is from RefSeq and is a predicted model, not a curated record. Gene Ontology annotation, biological process: nucleotide catabolic process. The transcript has 15 exons. Lineage: Eukaryota; Metazoa; Mollusca; Bivalvia; Ostreida; Ostreidae. Gene Ontology annotation, molecular function: hydrolase activity. Bases 108 to 1802 code for a protein of 564 amino acids.